Molecule: messenger RNA, 911 nt
Organism: Anas platyrhynchos (mallard)
Lineage: Eukaryota; Metazoa; Chordata; Aves; Anseriformes; Anatidae
Gene: CCL26
Product: C-C motif chemokine ligand 26
Biological process (GO): positive regulation of cell migration; positive regulation of GTPase activity; eosinophil chemotaxis
Cellular component (GO): extracellular region
Molecular function (GO): CCR chemokine receptor binding; chemokine activity
Source: RefSeq, marked provisional
CCAGACGAAGGAGAAACCUGAUCUGAUCCUGCUUCUGCCUUGCAGCUUGCCUCCGUCUAUAAUGAACAUCUUUAGUGCAGCCCUCUCCAUCCUCCUGCUUGCUGGCCUCUUUUCUCAGGCCUUUUCUGGUCCAAUUGGAGCUGACACAACCAUCUGCUGCUUCAGCUAUACCUCACAGAAGCUGCCCCAGAGUCAUGUGAAGGAUUAUUUCUACACCAGCAGCAAAUGCCCACAGCCAGCAGUUGUGUUCAUCACCAGGAGGACUCGGCAGGUCUGUGCUAAACCUGAUGCCAGGUGGGUGAAGGAAUAUGUGAACUUCCUGGAGAUGCACUGAGCACUGGGAGCUGAGAGGAACCUGCCAGGAGAGUCCUGCAAGACCAUCCAGCAAAGUCAUGGCAUGGACCAGAAAUCCUGCUUGUUCUGAGCACCGAGGCCAACAGACGCCUCAGGGGCCCUGAAUUUCCUUUCGUCUUGCAAGGGCAUUGUUUAUCUUUUACAAUUUAGCCACCCCUACUGGGCAGCUAUGAUGCUGGGGACCUACCUCCUGGCCUUGCAGACAUGGCCUGGCAUAGCCUGCUGUGUGAGCUGUGACUAAACUCCAUCCACUCCUUGCGCCUCUGCUGCUAGAAUGGGAGGGGAAUCUUAUCUUAGGAGCUAUUUGUGGGAAGUGGUCUGUCAAAACUAGGUAUGAGUGCUGUCAUGUAAAUGCAGUCUGACUACUAAGCCAGCUGGCUGAACCCUGCAGUACAGCAGAUGCUGUGAAUGAGAUUCAAUGAAUGAAAUCCUUCCUUAAUGGAAGAAAUGGUACACUGGAUAUUUAUGGGAUGCUGGUUGUGGAAUCAUGUUGUUCAGCCUUAUUCUCAAAAUGCUGUGUCUUGCUGGUACUAAAGAAUAAAGAUUUUUCUCUUGCU